CGGCUGCGCCAGGAGUCCCGCCUGCUACGGCAAGUCGGAGGCAGUAAAAUGGCUACCUCUGAGGGAGACUCUAGUGUCGCGGCCGAAGCGGACCGGGAAUUGGAGGAGCUUUUGGAAAGUGCCCUUGAUGAUUUCGAUAAAGCCAAACCCUCUCCAGCACCCCCUCCUACCAUCACGGCCUCCGAUGCUUCAGGGCCCCAGAAGAGAUCUCCAGGAGACACUGCCAAAGAUGCCUUGUUCGCCUCCCAAGAGAAGUUUUUCCAGGAACUAUUCGACAGUGAGCUGGCUUCCCAAGCUACUGCAGAGUUUGAGAAGGCAAUGAAGGAGUUGGCUGAAGAAGAGCCCCACCUGGUGGAGCAGUUCCAGAAGCUCUCAGAGGCUGCUGGUAGAGUGGGCAGUGAUGCAACCUCCCAGCAAGAAUUCACUACUUGCUUAAAAGAGACAUUAAGUGGACUAGCCAAAAAUGCCACGGAUCUUCAGAACUCAGGCAUGUCAGAUGAGGAACUGAACAAGGCCAUGGAAGGUCUGGGCGUGGAUGAAGGAGAUGGAGAAGGGAACAUUUUUCCCAUCAUGCAGAGUAUCAUGCAGAACCUACUGUCCAAGGAUGUACUGUACCCAUCACUGAAAGAGAUCACAGAAAAGUAUCCAGAAUGGUUACAAAGUCACCGAGAGUCUCUACCUCCAGAGCAAUUUGAGAAAUAUCAGGAGCAGCACAACGUCAUGGGGAAAAUAUGUGAACAGUUUGAAGCAGAGACACCCACAGAUAGUGAGGCUGCUCAAAAGGCUCGUUUUGAGAUGGUGCUAGAUCUUAUGCAGCAGCUACAGGAUUUGGGUCAUCCUCCAAAAGAACUGGCUGGGGAGAUGCCUCCUGGCCUCAACUUUGACCUGGAUGCCCUCAAUCUGUCGGGCCCACCGGGUGCCAGUGGUGAACAGUGUCUGAUCAUGUGAAUCACACAACACGUUUUCCUCCCUGAGUCCCAGCCAUGGGAAACAUCUGGAGUCUGCAGAACCAUUGGGAACUGAGGCAGGAAAAUCGCCUGCAGGAGUGGUCUGCCUACUGUCCUCUGUCGUCCCAUUCAAGACCGUGCCAUACCAGCUGAGGCUUUUCCUAUGUCUUUCUAGGAAUAGGAUCUGUUCUGCAGGCCAUUUGUAUGAACCCUCUUCCUUGUGGUUUCUGCUACUCGCAAAAGCCCAGCUUCCUGCCAGGUGAAAGAAGGCAUCCCCUUUGGGGCAUGUACCUUUUUCCCUUUCCCAAAAUAAUGUUAUAUAUAGCCACACUGAUGUACUUUUAAAUUCCAGGGUCUUUGUGCCUUGUUUCUAUUCCCAUUCUUGGAUUUGGGGAAGAGGGACAGAGUCCUGGGACUCUUAUUUGUACUUUCCUUUGGCAGGCAUUUGGGAAUGGAAAGAAACUUAGCCUGGGCUGGGCUGUGUGUCUGACACCAUGCCCUCUUGCCUUCACACAGACCAUCAGAAUUCUCUGAAAGGAAAGAGCUUUUGCAUCUAAUCACAGUAGAGUUGGAAUAGAAACCCUGGGGGUUUUCUUCCCUCUAGGUGCUAAGCCCUCUCUCAACUCCUUGUUCCAACUUGAGAACUCAAGUGGCUAGCCUGGUUCUUUCUAUGAUGUCAUGAUCUGUGGGAACCAAGCCCCUGACCUUCCUUUGCCCCCUGUCUGUCCUCUUAUCUCUUCUCCUUUUUAUUUAUUCUGACUCUUCUGAGUCCAAGCAGUGACAAAGAAGGGACCAUUCUGUUUUCCCUCAUCUAGUCCAUCCACCACUCACAGCUCCCUGCCUCCCUGGCAAACAUAAUUGAGGUGUCAGAUCUGGCAAAUGAAUAGCUAUUCGGCUCCUAAUGAGUCUUGGCCUGAGACGUCUGAUUCCCUUAGAAUCCCUGGUUCAGGAGGGUGCUUGGGAAAAAGGGAGGAGAACAGCCAAGGGUCCCUUUUCCUGCAGACCCUAUGGGGCAGUGUCUAAUAAAUAGGAGUGAGGAGUAUUGGCCAGUUUCUCAUCUAGGUCUUUUCCUAAUCUUCUUCAGCUUCUGUAAGAUUUGUUCUAACAUUGCUGAGCUCCUCCACCACCUUUAUUCUUCAGCUCAGUGUACACUUCAUUUGACAAAGGAGACUGGGUGGCUAUCUUUCCUCAUUUUUUCCUGGGUAGUUUAAUCUGUAAAGCCCUUUAACUGACAUUGUGUUUUAACUUCUUACAUUAUUAUUAAUAACAUACUUUUUAACAUGUUUUCUAAGUUAUCUUUGAGCUGACCUUCCCUUUCUGAGUUUAUCUAUGGACCUUGGCUGUCAUGUGGUGGAUACUCUAGUCAGCCCAGCUGGCUGUCUGAUUUACUCGGAAAAUAACUCUUGCCAGAACAAAUUGACAUUCAUCAUCUGAGUCACUGUGAGCUCCUGACAUGUCACUUUACUCUGGGUUAGAACUUUUUACCCCUUAAAGAUCUCAUGCUCCAUAGCAUUGGAAAGGAAGGAAAUGUUCUUGAGUCCACAGGCUGUUGGGGAAAGUUCAGCUAUUGUAACUUAGCAGAGUGUGGAAGAGCCUAAGACUGAAUGUGAGACUCGUCUACUCUGUGAGUUGGAAAAGCACAAGCAAACUUGUGAUGAUGUUUAUGGUGCCUGAAAGCCAAAAUUCUCUUCCUAAAACUUCCAGCCAAAAAGUGACAAGAAUAGGAGGGGGGAAGAACAAAAGGACCUUGUGCCUGUUUUGUUGUUCUUAUGUCUGGUGGCCUGACCAGGCAUCUCAAAGAUGCCCUACUUAUCUUUGUUUCCAAGACACUCAUUUUUAUUUUUACUUUGAACAUGAGUAAAUUGAUCUCUGUUAAUUCUCUAUCCCCAACAUGCUGUUUGUUUUAAUGCAAAGGCCCUGGGGAUUCAUUCCUCAAUACCAUAAAAACAAGCAAAAAACUAAUUCUUGAAUUUUAAGACUUUAGAGGGAUAGAGCUUGGUAUCCUAGGGUAGGCCUGCUUAAACUCUGUGUUUUUUAUUUAAAGACCUAGUCCUUUAUGUAUCAGUACAUGUUCUUACUGCUCAUGAGCAAUCUGCACCUUACAUGAAAGUGUGACAAUACCCACACUGUCCAGAUCCUGUUUAGCAGGUUGAGGCCAUGGUCUCAUAUUUGGAUAUCACAGUGAUGGUUUCUGAACACUUUGAAUUCUUUAAUUCCUCAUAUCAUAAAUUGGUAAAACAAACAACGAAAUGUUCAAGGAUGAGCACAAGUCUGCAAACCACCUGACUGAUACUGCUUUGGGGCCCUGGUUACUCUCUCCAUAGAUCCUAGGCAAACUGACACAUUUGUAUACUUGUGGUUCUCUCAUGUAAGGGCCAGUCUUAGUGAGUUUGUUCUGCAGCAAGAAUAUGUCACCAAGAAUAUUUCUAACAACUUUUUAUUAUUGUUUUGAUCUUACUAUGUAGUUCAGGCUGGCCUUGAACUCACUGUGUAGUCCAGGCUAGCAAUCCUGGUUCAGCCUUCUAAAUGUAGGAUUACAAACAUGUACUGCCAACCCAACUUCUAGUACUUUUCUAGCCUGUCUUUUCUGAAGUUUAAAAAAUAACUAUUGCCAGGCGUGGUAGCUCAUACCUGUAAUCCCAGCAGUCGGGAGCUGAGGCCACAGGAUCAUUGUGAGUUUGAGACCAGCCUACACUACAAAGUGAGCUCAAGGCCAAACUGCAUAGAGAGACCCUGCCUCAAAAAGACAGAAAAACCCACAAAACUAUUACAAGUUGGGCAUGAUAAUGCACACCUGAAAUACUAGUACUCUGGGAAGCUGAGGCAGGAAGAUCAUAAAUUCAAGCCCAACCUGGGCAAUUUAGUGACAAAUGGACUAGGGUUUAGCCCCAUGUAAAGACCCUGGGUUCAAUUCCUGGCAUCAAAACAAAUUUUUUUAAAUGAAAGGCUUUGAUUUAAUGAAAUUUUUAUGCUGCUCUUCAGCUUUAUAGGAAUAAUAAGUUUUUGGCUAUAUGAAUGGCUUCAUGAAUUCAUAUGAAAUUUAGAUAAUGGAGACAUUUUCCUAUGACCUUGGAAUAUGCUCUUAUGGCUCUAUGAGGCCUUUAUAAUAUGCUACUUAGAUGGCUUUAGGAAACUUGGGAAAAACAAUGACCCACAUUAAAUGAAGUAGAGAUGGCAAGACCAUACAAAAAAGGCCACCUUCUGACCAUAUUACUCAGAAGGGUCUGAAGGUGUUCUUUGUUUUUGUUUUCAAUAAAGGCAAUAGGAAAGGCACCGAUGAAGGGGUACCAGCAAUCUUGAGUACUGUAGAAGUUGCCCUCCAGACUGAGUCUGGGGGCUGGGGAUUUAGCUCAGUGGCAUAAGUACCUGCCUUGCAAGUGCACAGUCAUGAGUUCUAUCCCCGGCACCAAUUAAAAAAAAAAUAGAUUGAGUCUAAUGGACGAUUUUAAGAACUGGUUUUCAUAGAAGCAAUGAGAUCUUAGCAAAUGCCAGCGGGCAACACUUAACUAAGCAAGGCGUGGCAAGCUCAAAGUAGACAUGGCUAACUGAACAUGGGUAGUGCUAGGAGCAAAAUAACUGGGCAGCCAGUAAGAGUUAUAAAUAAGAGACAUCAAGAAUUGUUGAAUAUGGGGCUAGGGAUUUAGCUCAGCGGCAUAAGCACCUGCCUUGCAAGCAGGCGGUCAUGAGUUUGAUCCCCGGUACCAAUAAAAAGGAAAAAAAAAACAAAAAAAAAUUUAAGAAUUGUUGAAUAGGGCUGGGGAUUUAGCUCAGCAGCAUAAGUGCCUGCCUUGCAAGCAUACAGUUGUGAGUUCAAUCCCUGGUACCAAUUUAAAAAAAAAAAUUAUGGACUGAGGUCAGUAAUUAAUUGAAAACACACAGUUGUCUAGUUUCUAAGCUUAUGAUAAUUCUUAGACUAGCACUUGAAAGAAUGGCAUUUAUUUAGUUAACCACACACGAGGGAAAGAAUACCCAGAAUAUUUGGGAAAUGAGGAUACAGAACCUGAAUUGACACUAACACCAAAGUACCCUAAGCACCAUAGCAGUGCUUGCCUGCCUAACAUCCCAGCUUCAUUCUAUUUUAGGGAAUUAUGGAGUCAGGUAAUAAAUGGAAUGCCAGCCUCAAUCUGCCUUAUAGGGAUCUAAAACCUACUUUGUACUUAUUUCUUUUUCCAAAUCUUAGCUAAGAAUGAACACAUUUUUUUUACAGUUGGCAGAAAAGUUAAACUAUUGCUCUCAAACUGCACUCCCACUUCUCCCAAAAUAAUAAAAAGUAAUACUACAUAGGGGGAAAAGGACAGAUACUAGUUCUACCCUUAAAGACAUGAAGGAUGCAAGGGUGUUGGUCUCCAUCAUGUCCUCGUUCAGUUUCACUUGUCUAGCCUUUGCAAAAAUUUUAUGAUUUAUGGUGGAUAACAGACUACAAACUUAAGUAGUAGUCCCAGUUGCAGUCCCGUGUCAGAUGUGAUUUUGUUUUGUUUUGAGAUGGCCUUGAUAGGCUGGCCUUGAACUCAUGAUCCUCAUGCCUCUACUUUCUGCAUCCUGGGAUUACAGGCAUGCACCACUGUUCUUGCUGUUAGGCAUCAGUAGAACUGUGUACCCAAAUGAAAGCUGUGUGACCAGUUGCACAUACAACUGGCUCAUUAUUGUCAGACCAUCCAAGUUUAGGUUGAGUGGAUAUCUCAGCAAUCCAUUAUAAAACACAAAUGGUACCUUCAGGAAGCGGCUCAAGCAAACGUAGUGGCUGAAGUAAGAUUUUUUUUUUAACCUUGUUGAGACAGGGUCUCACUGCAGUUCAAGUUGGUUUUGAACUCACUUUGUAUAGCCACGCUGGCCUUGAACUUGCAGUGAUCCUCUUGCCUCAGCCUCCUGAGUGCUGGGGUUAUAGGUCUGUGCUGCCAUGCCUACCAAGUAAAUCAGCUUGAUUGAAGGGUCUCAAGCCACUACCACCCUCGUGUCAUUUACCUUUGUCAUGUUAUUUUUUCUUAGAUGAUACCUAUGACCACAUGAGAGAAUUAUUUUAGCCAUUUGAUAAGAGAGAAAAAAAUCUACCUAUGCUUCAUAUUUGGGUUGGCUUGAUAUACAAGCCAGGUAGGGACUCCAGCAUCGUAAUAACCCCACUGAAAAGUGUCCCUGAAAUAAUGAUGAGAAAUCUGCUCAAUAUGUAGUGUUUCAGGUAAUACACGUGGUCAUCCCUUUUGGGAGAAAAAGUGACCUGAGAUAAAGCAUACAAAAAGGGCUUAGAGCAACAUAAGAAAAUAGGUAACAAGGUUUGCUGACAAGCACUUGGAUAGAUCUGUGAGAGGUAGUUAAGGUACUCACCAGCAAAGCACCACAUGACCAAACGAACAGGAUUAUUUGUUCAGGACUACAGCAGCUAGCCCAGUGCUUGCAGUGUGCUUAUCAACAGAAUUACCAUGGUGGCUAAGAAAGAAGCUCUUCGUUACCUUUUUAUCAUGCGCUUCACUCUCAAGGUUAACAUAGCUACUGCUACCAUAAACUGACAGAUCGUCCAGUUUGUUAGCAACAGAGACCAACACUGAAUCCUCAGUUUAGUACUACUCAAGGAAGACAACUUGCCACUUGGUGGGAGAAUUGGUUAUACUGACCUUUUUCCAUUUUACAAAAGGUAAAAAUGUAUCCUGACUAGGACUGAUGACAUACUUUGCUUGUCCUACCUACAGGACCUUAGCUACUACUGCCAUCCAAGGACUCAACUGGCAUGGGGUCGCACAUAAAAAUGCCUUGGAACAGAAAACCCACUUAGUGGCAAAUCACAGAUAAUGCCAGUGGGGAACAUAAUGGUGGUCAUGUGAGCUGUGGGGUCCAGUGAUCCUACAAAAUUGUUUUCUGUUAGGAAGAUGUUGGCCUGAUAGAGCAAUGAGAUGGCUUUUUGCAGGGACAGUUUUUUGCUUUUUCAAGACAGUCUGGAUAUGUAGUUCAGGCUGGCUUCAAACUUGCUGUAGUUCUGCCUCAACCUCCCAAAGGCUGGAAUUACAGGCAAGUGAUACCACACCUGCUUUGCAGCUUUAAGUUUUAUAGGUCUGCAGACCUGGUUCCUGGAGGGAGUAUGCUUCCAACUGGCACAACAUAAGAAUCUUAGGAAACUUAGUAUAUAUCCUGUCAAAGUGAGUACAUUGGGAACUUAAAGAUAUGAUUGCCAUCUGAUUACUUCAGGCCCCUAAUGCCAGGAGACUUACUAGGCAAAGAAAGUAAGUUACCAUAGUGUCUAGGAUAACUGACUCCACAUUAUGAGGCAAGCCUGUUGCUACCUAAUGGGAACAAAGAGAUAAGGGAUGCUUAAUGUGGCCCUUGGGAUAUCUUGCCCCUGGUCGUACUCAAUGUUAAGUGUAUGAAUAAAUAAAUAAUUAUGGCCUGAUGAAGGGCAUGGUCACCAAGGCUCAGAACUCUCGGGGUGAGAGUGUGGGUCAACCUACCAGUUAAGCUAUCUAGAAGAGCAGAAGUGGAGAUGAAAACCAGAAUGGGUGGUACAGGUGAUGAUGAAGAUUUACAGCUUCAGGACUGCCUGGGUGAUGUUACGUUAAUGUACAAAGCAAAUUGAUCUGAGCAGAGCUAAAAGUGCAUUGUAGUCCACAGUACUGGAAGCCAUGAUACAGCCUGUUAACAGCAUAUCGCUAUUCUCAUGGCAUAGUUGUCUCUCCUGAGAACUUGCCUGUGCCAGCAGAGGUUACUUUUGAGCAUUUCUGGAAGGUAUGUCCUCCCAAGGGCAGCACCACAGCCAAUGAUAAGGUGUCAACUUCUGCAAAGAAGUACAUUGAGCUGGGCGUGGUGGCUCACGCCUGUAAUCCCAGCACUGGGAGGCUGAGGCAGGAGGAUCGUUGUGAGUUCGAGAACAGCCUAGGCUACAAAGUGAGCUCAAGGCCAGCCUGAACUACACAGGGAGAUCCUGUCCCAAAAAGACAAAAAAAAAAAAAAAAAAAAAGUACAUUGGAUUCUAAUAGAGAUAGCAUUAUCAGUGAUGGUAUGCAAUCAGUAAUUGUGUAAUCAGAACUUACUUUCUUCAAGGUGGGACAAAUGUUCCUUGUCUGUUCCAGAGUUCCUAAUGUAGGCUAAACCUAUCACGUGAAUCUCUAUCUUUGCCUAACUUUCCUUUCCCUCUCCUGCCUUUUUUCCCUUGUCUCAUUACAGGUUAUUGAUAAACCAUUUGUAUAAAAUCCCUUUCUCAGGCUCUACGCCUAGGGAAUGUAACCUAAGGCAGGUGAAUAAUGAUGCCAACUAAGAUAAAAGGAACAGUAGGAGUUUGAUAGAAGGUAAAGGUGAGUUCUUCUGGAAUAUUAAAGAGCCAUUGGCCAAGAUAAAAGAGAACUUCCUCACUUUGCUCAAGUACAUUAUGCAAACAUUGUAGCUUCUAUCAUACUUAAUGGUGAGAAAAUAGAUUUUUUUUUCUCCUAAGGUCAGGAACAAGACAAGAGUAUCCACUCUCACUACCUCUAGUCAGUGGUGUACUGAAAGUUCUAAUUAAGACAGGCAAGACAAAAAGAAAAAAUAAAGAUGGCUUCUGUGCUUGCUCAAGCUGGUGGUGGUCUCUUGUCCAACCUGCACCAGACACAUGUACAGGAGGAGGGACAGUGGACAUGCUCAAGGCUGGCUACACAUUCUGCCAUUGGGGACCUACGGAUUCUUCCCACACUAACCCUCCCGAACUGCUAAUGUUCAUAGAUGGAAGUAUUUUGUAUAUAAAAAUUCCUAAGGAAUCCAUAAUAAAUGAGCUCAGCAAGGUUGCAAGAUAUACUUUCAGUAUACAAAAGUCAGCUGUAGCUGAGCAUUGUAGUGCAAGCCUGUGGUCCCAGCAUUAGGAUGCUGUGGCAGGGGAUUGCAAAUUCAAGACCAGCCUGAGCAAUGUAGAUACUGUUUGUAAAUACAUAGGUAAAUGAAUUAACAGAGCCAGGCAUGGUUGCACACACCUGUAAUCCCUACAUGUGGGAGGCAGAGACAGGAUGAUAUGAGUUCUAGGCUUGGGCUACGUAGUGAGACCCUGUCUCAAAAAAUAUAAUAAAUAAAAUUAACAAAUCAAUUGUAUUUCUAUACAUUGUAAUGAACAAUCUAAAGAUGAAUUCAAGAAAACAAUUCCAUUCAUCAAUAAAAGAUAGAAAUAAAUUUAAUAGAAUGAAAAGUUUAUAUUCUGAAACCACAAAGCAUUUUUCUUGUUCUUUUGGGGUUUUGUUUUUUUUUUUUUUUUUGGUACCGGGGAUCAGACUCAUGAACUUGCACUUGCCAGGCAGGUACUUACUGAGCUAAAUCUCUGGCCCUCCACAAAGCAUUUUUGAAGGACAUUAAAGAAGAUAAGUAAAUGGGAAAACAUCCACAUUUGUGGAUGAGAAGAUUUAAUCUUGUUAAGGUGGUAACACUAACAAAUCUCCAGAUUCAAUGCAGUCUCUAUCAGAUUACCAAGAAACUUCUCUGUAGAUAAUAAGCUGGUUCCAAAAUUCUAUAUAUGAUUGUGGUGCAUGCCUGUAAUCCCAGCAUGUGGGAAAAUGAGACAGGAGGAUCACAUCAAGUUCAAGACUAUCCUGGAUCAACAACAAAAUUCAUAUGAAAUUUCAGUGGACAUGGCAUAAUCAAAACCAUUCUGAAAAAAAUACAACAACUUAGGGGCUGGGGAUUUAGCUCAGCGGCAUAAGCGCUUGCUUUGCAAGCAGACAGUCGUGAGUUUGAUCCCUGGUACCGAUAAAAAGGAAAAAGACACACAAAAAAAAUGCAACAACUUCAAAAUAAGACAGCUGGGCGUGGUGGCUCACUCCUGUAAUCCCAGCACUCAGGAGGCUGAGGUAGGAUCGUUGUGAGUUCGAGACCAGCCUGGGCCAUCCUGAACUGCACAAUGAGACCCUGUAUCAAAAAGACAGCGUGGUUUGGCAUGAGAACAGACAUUGAAACCAGUGGCAUGGGGGCUGGGGAUUUAGCUCAGUGGCAUAAGCGCCUGCCUUGGCCUGCCUUGCAAGCAGGCAGUCGUGAGUUCGAUCCCUGGUACCGAUAAAAACGAAAAAGACCAAAAAAAAAAAAAAAAAAAAACCAGUGGCAUAGAGUGGAGUCUAGAAAUAAACUUAUUAAUUUGUGGCCAACUGAGUUUUGACAAAUAUACCAAGAUCAUUCAGUGUACAGAGAAUAAGUCUUUUUUUUUUUCAUUUGCCUCUGAGUUAAGAUGAGAAUAGUGGUGCUAGAACAAGUAAAUAUUUUUGUGCAAAAGAACAGUUUGAUACAUUUACAAAAAUGAACUCAGAAUGGAUCAAAGACCUAUCUUAGAAGAAAACACAGAGUGUAAAAUUUUCAUAACCUUAGGUUUGGCAGAGGACUCUAAGAUAUGGUAUCAAAAGCACAAGCAACAACAACAAAAAUAAAUUGGAUCCUAUUAAAAGUAAACAAGUUUGUGCUUCAGAGGACACCAUCAGGAAAGUAAAAGCUGGCCUAGUGGCAUACACCUGUAAUCACAGCAUUGAGAGGCUGAGCCAGGAGGAGCACUGCGAAUUGAGGCUAGCCUGAACUACACAGUAAGAGCCUGUAUCCACACUGCCCCGCCCCCCGAAAAAGGUUUAGUGCAUAAACAGAAUGUGAUUCAUCCAUACAAUAGAAUAUUGUUUGGACAUAAGGGGACAUUAUGUUAAAGCAUAAAUGAACUUUAAAAGCUUGUAAGUGAAAGAAGCCAGUUGCAAAAGGCCACAUACAUGAUUCCAUUCAUGUGAAAAUUUAGAAUGUAAAAAUAAGCACAAAAAAUGGAGAUCUGGGCAUUGUGCUGCAUGCCAGUAAACCCAGCAAUUGGGAGGCUAAGGCAGGAGGAGCACUGCAAAUUUGGGGGCAGCACAGGUUACAUACUGCGUACAAGACUAGUUUUUAACUACAUAGCGAGACCUUAUCUCAAAACUCAAAAAAAAAUUUUUUUUUGAGACAGGGUUUCACUAUGUAGCCCAAAAUGACCUUGAACUCACAGUGAUUCUCCUGCCUCAGCUUUCCAAAUGGAAUUACAGGCCUGUACCAUAUCACCCAGUUUUUUGUUUGUUUUUGUUAUGAAAACUCUUGAUGUCCAGUCAAAAGUCAUGGUUUCUUAGGGCCUAGUGGCAGGAUGGGAAGUUGGGGGUAGGUGAUAGCUUAUGAGAACUGGUUUUCUUUUUGAGGUAAUGAAAAUGUUAUAAGAUUGACUCUAGUAAUGGUUGUACAUAUCUGUACAUCCUGUGUGUUGCGAUUGAGUUGUGCACUUUAAGUGAAUAAAUGCUAUAUGAUACAUAAUAAAGCUGUUUUAAAAAAGUAAGUUCCAUUAACUAUCAGAUCCUGAGUCUAUAGUUUGAAAGAGAAGCCUAGGUUAGAAAUAAAAACUUGGGGGCUGGGGAUUUAGCUCAAUGGCAUAAGCGCCUGCCUUGCAAGCAGGCAGUCGUGAGUUCGAUCCCUGGUACCGAUAAAAACGAAAAAGACAAAAAAGAAAUAAAAACUUGAGGAUCAUCAUUAUGUGAAUGGUAGUUAAACUGGCAAAUAGUUACAAUCACUUUUGAGAGAACAUGUAGAAUGAAGGAGAGAUACUAAUGAAAUAAGUGGUCAGAGAGCUAUAAAUGGAACUAUGGAAGUAUAGUGUUACAGAAUGCAACGAAAUUGAAUCUCACAAGAGAUAAUUAUCACAAUGUCAAAUUAAAUAGGAAAAAUCAAAGAGAAAUUAGUGGUAAUGGCAAUUGGUUUGGUAGUAAUAACCAUGGUGUCCACAGAGUAAUGGAUACAGAAACCAUACCAUAAAGAAGGCUUUUUUUUUUUUUUUUUUUUUUUUUUUUGGCCUCAAACUCACAGUGAUCCUCCUGCUUCAUCCUCCAGAGUGCUGAGAUUAGAAGCAUUUGCCACUAUGUCCAGCCUCUGGUCAGAGUCUUAACUUUCAUGUUUCCAAAUACAGUGAUCAAUUUUUUCAGUCUCUCUCUCUCUCUCUCUCUCUCUCUGUCUCUCUGUCUGUCUCUCUCUCCAGUCUCUCGAGCAGGAAUGACAGUCUAUAGUGCCUUUUUUUAAACUUGUUUUAUAAGACCCCUUUUUCUUAGUCUACUUUCUCUUGUCUUUCUGAGAUAGGCUCUUGCUAUGCAGUUCAGACUGGCCUUGAGCUCAUUUUGUAAUCCAGGCUGGCCUUGAACUUGCAAUGAUCCUCUUGCCUCAGCCUCCUGAGUGCUGGUAUUACAGAUGUGCCAUCAUGCCUGGCUCCUCUUUCUUGACUACUUAUUUUUAAUAAAUUUUGCUAGGUGUUCCUUAUAUCUGACCUUUACUAGUUGGAAUGCCUCAGGACUAGACGUCUCAGUCUUUAGGAACUACUUUUCUUCCCUGGUAAGUGAGCUUUCCCUAUCCCAUGGCUAUCUACUGAUUCAUAACUUUUUUUUUCUGGUACCAGUGAUUGAACUCACUAUCUUACUCUUGCCAGGCAGGCGCUUACACUGCUGAGCUAAAUCCCUGGCCCUGAUUCAAAACUUAAUGAGUCCCCAAUUUUUGUCUCUUCAUCUUCCAGAGUGCUGAGAUUAGAAGCAUUUGCCACCAUGUCCAGCCUCUGGUCAGAGUCUUAACUUUCAUGUUUCCAAAUACAGUGAUCAAUUUUUUCAGAGAUCAAUUUGUGAGUUCCAGAUUCAUAGUUAUGGUUGUUGGUUUGUUUAUUUAUUUUUCGGGAGGAGUACCAGGAAUCAAACUCCCAAUUUUGGGCUUGCCAGACAGGCGCUUAUGCCACUGAGCUAUAUGUGUGGCCCUAGUUGUCUAUUUAUUACUUCAUUUGUAUAGCUCUAAUGGGAUGUCUGAAAUACAACUGAAUGUCUCCUCUGCCCCCACCCAAAAAAACCCUAUUCCCCAUAUAUUCUGUCUCAGUACAAGGCCCUAAUCUUUAACUUAUACUUCACUUUCAGUCUCCUAGCAAGUCACUUCUAUGCCACUUUCAACAUUCUGAGUCUAGCCACUUACUGCCACCUCCAUUGUAGUACUAAUCUUGCAGGUCUGCAAUAGCUUCCUAACUGGUCUUUGAGCUUCUGUUUUGCUUUCUGUGGUUAAAGAAUCAACCACAGUAAACUUAAGUUUAAAUAAAAUCAUGUAAGACAUAAUGAAUGAAUGAAUGAAUGAGAUCUUGUUACUGUUACUCAAAAUCCUCUAUGGCCUCUCAGCCAUUCAUAGGAUAUAAUAGUUUCUCUUUGAUCUACUAGUCUGUCCUCCACUCUCCAUACUAAUUUCCUACCUGUUCUUUUGUCGCAUUGGUUUCCUAGCUCAGUAAACACAAGUUUUAUGGUCUUUACCCUGCUGUUCCCUCUGACUAGAAUGUUCUUUCCCAAGUGUAUAUGGCUAUACUCAAAUGUUACUCAACUAAAGCCUCCCCUAAGCCCCUAUAAAAAAAGUAACAAGCCUUUACUCUGUUUUCUUUUACAAAGUUAUCUUUAUAACUUUAUAUUACUUGUGUGUCUCCACUCUUGACUCCCAACUCCUGUAUUAGUAAGUUCUAUGAAAACAAGAAUAUUGGUUUGUUUUAUUCACUGUUGUAUCCCCAGCACCUAAAACAAAGCUUCUCAUAUAGUAAGAACUCUGUAAUUCUGAGUGAAUGAAAGAAUGAAUUAAGAUAGUAGGAUUGCCAUUCCCUCUAGUCCUUUUCUAAGUGUUUAGGUUACAAAUAUGAAAAAGACAUAAUUCCUGCCCUCAAGAGCUUCUAUUCUAGUAGUAUAAUUAGAUUAAAAUAUUAUAGCUAAAAUUAUGAAAAAGAGAGGUGCAAACUGCAGGUACACACCUGCAGUCCUAAUUACUCAAGAGGCCAAGACAGAAGGAUCGUUUGAGCCCAGGAGUGUUGAGAAGAAAGGCUGGAACACAGCAAGACCCUGUCUCUUUAGAAAAAAAACAGGUAGAUGAUAGGAAGUGGUUUCAUUUUAGUUGAACUCGCUAUGUAGCCCAGGCUGUAGAUUCUCCUGCCUCAAGAGUUGUGUCUCUUUUUUUAAGUAAUGUGAUUUGGAGAGAUCCAAUUUAAUAAAAAUAGUUGAAGUAGUCAA
Molecule: messenger RNA, 13927 nt
Organism: Cavia porcellus (domestic guinea pig)
Lineage: Eukaryota; Metazoa; Chordata; Mammalia; Rodentia; Caviidae
Gene: Pex19
Product: peroxisomal biogenesis factor 19
Exons: 8
Coding region: 49-948 (299 amino acids)
Biological process (GO): protein import into peroxisome membrane
Cellular component (GO): peroxisome; peroxisomal membrane
Source: RefSeq, a predicted model, not a curated record